Messenger RNA from Epinephelus fuscoguttatus (brown-marbled grouper), 7036 nucleotides. Its product is annotated as cadherin-4-like. Bases 100 to 2991 code for a protein of 963 amino acids. NCBI's taxonomy places the organism in Eukaryota, Metazoa, Chordata, Actinopteri, Perciformes, Serranidae. The record is from RefSeq and is a predicted model, not a curated record. Gene Ontology annotation, biological process: cell morphogenesis; homophilic cell-cell adhesion; cell-cell junction assembly. The transcript is spliced from 19 exons. Gene Ontology annotation, cellular component: adherens junction; catenin complex; plasma membrane. Gene Ontology annotation, molecular function: calcium ion binding; cadherin binding.
GUAAGUGGAAAGGAGUUGUAAAGCCUGGUGCUGUGCCUGGAGGCUUGGGUGGGGAAAAGUACAAGUUGAAACAGCCCCAGUGAGCUAGUGGAUGAAGAGAUGCAGAUGACAGACUGUACUGUGGUGUGUGAAUCAGCACUUCUCCAACAAGUCAUCAAGGCAGCCCUGGCUCGCUCGCUCGCCACGAUGAGAACUGACUUCGCUCUGGUCCUGACAGCAGCCCUGCUUCUUGACACAUUCUGGAGGAAUAAUGGGGAGCAUGCUUCAAAAGGUCCCUGCCAACCUGGCUUCUCACAAAGCUUCUACUCUGUGCUGAUUUCAAGGGAUGUACUGCAAGGCCAGGGCAUAUGUAAAGAUACCACAGUGUCAUCACAAAAAGUGAAGUUCGAUGACUGCAUGGGGAAUGAAGCUGUGGUUUUCCAGAGCAGCGACCCUAUCUUCAGCGUGCGAACAGAUGGCUCCAUCUUUGCCCAGGGUGAGGGAGCCAGCCUGGAUGAACCAGUCCAGUUUAAACUGACAGCAAGUGGUCCACACACACAUGUUUGGGAGACCGUGGUCCAACUGGCCCUAAUUGACCCACCAUCACCUCAACAAGAUGAAAAUGAGGUCACGGAGGAAGAGGGGAAAGUCGCUGAGCGAAAAGAGCGGAAGGAGGCGUCCCAAGCACCACCUCCUGUCAUCAUGUUCUCAGGGUCCAGCCUGAACAGCUCCAAGGGUCUACGGCGGCAGAAGAGGGACUGGGUGAUCCCACCAAUCAACGUGGCGGAAAAUUCUCGAGGACCGUUCCCUCAGAUGCUCGUCAGCAUUCGUUCAGAUCAGGAUAAGGACAUCUCCAUCCGAUACAGCAUCACUGGGGUGGGAGCAGAUCAGCCACCCAAUGAGGUGUUCAAUAUCGACCCGGUGCUUGGAAAGAUGUUCGUCACCAAACCUCUUGAUCGAGAACAUCGCUCCUCUUACCAUCUGCGAGCCCACGCCGUGGACAUGAAUGGGAACCAGGUUGAGAACCCCAUCGAUCUGUACAUCUUCGUCAUCGACAUGAACGACAACAGACCCGAGUUCAAAAACCAGGUCUACAAUGGCUCUGUGGAUGAAGGCUCCAAACCAGGAACAUAUGUGAUGCAUGUGUCAGCGUUCGACGGUGACGACAACACCACGGCUAACGGAAUGGUGCGCUAUCGAAUCCUGUCCCAGACGCCACACAGUCCCAUCCCCAACAUGUUCACCAUCAACAGCGAGACUGGAGAUAUUGUGACCGUGGCACCCGGCCUCGAUCGAGAGAAAGUGUCCCAGUAUACCAUCAUCGUGCAGGCCACAGACAUGGAGGGCAACCUGAACUUUGGCCUUUCCAACACAGCCACUGCCAUCAUCACUGUCACGGACAUCAAUGACAACCCUCCCAUGCUGACCUCCCGAACUUUUUCCGGUGAGGUCCCAGAAAACCGAGUGGAUCUCGUGGUGGCCAAUCUGACGGUGAUAGAUGCUGACCAACCGCACUCGCCUAACUGGAACGCCAUCUACAGGAUCAUCAGUGGAGACCCUUCUGGGCACUUCACCAUCCGCACUGACCCUGUCACCAACGACGGCAUGGUCACCGUGGUGAAGCCAGUAGACUUUGAGAUGAACCGUGCCUUCAUGCUGACAGUGGUGGUGUCCAACCAGGCCCACCUAGCCAGCGGUAUCCAGUCCUCGCUCCAGUCCACAGCUGGAGUCACCAUAUCUGUCCAGGACGUCAACGAGCCCCCUUACUUCCCCACGAACCCAAAACACAUCCGCUUUGAGGAGGGCGUCCCCGCUGGCACCAGCCUGACGACCUUCUCAGCCUCUGAUCCCGACCGACUACAGAUGCAGCAGACAAUCAGGUAUUCAAAGCUGAACGACCCAGCCGACUGGUUGUCCAUCAACAGAACCAAUGGUCAGAUCAUAACCACGGCAAUGCUCGACCGGGAAUCUGUUUAUGUCAAAAACAAUAUAUAUGAAGCCACAUUCCUGGCCACAGACAAUGGCUCUCCAGCAGCCAGCGGCACAGGCACACUGCAGAUCUAUCUGAUAGAUAUUAAUGACAACCCCCCAGCACUCAUACCCAGGGAGUCUCAGAUCUGUGAGCGGGUGAACAAGAACGUCCACGGUGUCAACAUCACUGCCGCUGAUGCUGACACGGACCCCAACGCCGGACCCUUUGUCUUCGAGCUGCCCAACUUUCCCACCAGCAUCCGACGCAACUGGACGAUUUCUCGGAUCAGUGGUGAUUACGGCCGUCUAGGACUGCGGUACCAGGUGUACUUAGAGCCCGGGGUGUAUGAGGUCCCUAUAAUUGUGUCGGACUCGGGGAACCCUCCGUUAUCCAACAGGUCAGUCAUCAAAGUGAAGGUGUGUCCCUGCGACGAACACGGAGACUGCACCACCCUCGGGGCUGUGGCAGCCGCCGGCCUGGGAACCGGAGCCAUCAUCUCCAUCCUCAUUUGCAUCAUCAUACUGCUCAGCAUGGUGCUGUUGUUUGUGGUGUGGAUCAAGCGGAGAGAGAAGGAGAGACACACCAAGCAGCUGCUCAUUGACCCUGAAGACGAUGUCAGAGACAACAUCCUCAAAUACGAUGAGGAGGGAGGAGGAGAAGAGGACCAGGACUACGACCUGAGCCAGCUGCAGCAGCCUGACUCCUUGGAGCACAUCAUCAGCAAGCCACCAGGUGUCCGCAGGGUGGAUGAGCGUCCCAUCAUCCCUGAGUCCCAGUACCCAAUCAGACCUGUCGUGCCCCACCCUGGAGACAUCGGGGACUUCAUCCAUGAGGGUCUGCGAGCAGCAGACAACGACCCCACAGCUCCUCCGUACGACUCCCUGCUGGUGUUCGACUACGAGGGCAGCGGCUCCACCGCCGGCUCUGUCAGCUCCCUCAACUCCUCCAGCACUGGGGACCAGGACUAUGACUACCUCAACGACUGGGGUCCCCGCUUCAAGAAGCUGGCCGACAUGUAUGGAGGAGGGGACGAUGAUUAAAUCUGCCCAGUCACACAAACACACACACACACACCCUCGUCCCGUCAGCUGGCCUGCCAUGCUCUGUCCCUCACACAUGGGGCUAUUACACCCUUAUUGAACACACGGUAACAAUGACAUGUUCACACUGACCAACUGACCAACCAACCAAUCAAAUUACCCACCACCACAGAGGACCGGUGUCGUGAGUCAGUUUCGGGUGCUCUUCUCAACCGUCUCCUGCUCUAAGCCUGUCUAAGACUGAAACGGAAGCUCUGAUUUGCAGGCUUCUCAUAGUUUGUAUUUUAAAUGCUUUUUUUUAAUUUCAGGUUUUAUGCUAGAUGUAGUUUUUAGUAGUCAGAUUUUGUUUUUCCUUUAGUUUGUGUAGCUUUUUUUUUUUUUUGUCCCCACUCCCCUUUGAUUCGAGCCGUUCCUUAUUCCUGAGGGUUUUCACUUUUCCCUCGUUGUCAGCCCCCGCCUGCCUCUCUGCAGAAGCUUUAGGUUGAGCUGCUUGCUUUGUCUGAGGGGAACAAAAGAAAAAAAAAAAAAAAGAAGAAGAACACAGAUAUGAAAGUCCUUCCAGCACGGAGGGCCCUGGUUUAUUCUUUCUUGAACUUGAAUUACUUAGAACAGAAGCACUGUUGUUUAAAAAGUGCCUUCAGUGGUGCGUAUUUUAGCAGACUCCCGCUAACUCAGGAUUGGUUGCCAUUUUCUGGGCUCACAUGCCCCCAUAUGACCCCUGACCCUUUAACUCAGACCUUCCCUUGUCAUUUCUAUCGUCCUGCAGGGCUGUGGUAGCUGCAGGAGAUGUCAGUGCCGGUUUCAGAGCAGCAUUGACUGGCUUACGAGGGCGCUUUAUGUAGACGUACUGUACAUAGGCCUACAGUGUGUCUGUGAGUUAUGGACAAAUCAUUAAGUGUUCAAGUCAGGCAUAUCUGUGCUCCUAGAUCACAGCCAACUUGAAUGUGAUUACUGUAAUCACACAAAACACAUUAUGGGACUGUCUUAGAGAAGAAAUGCAUCGCGUGUCUUUGUUUAUUGUGGCUUCAAUAGCAGCUGUGUUUGUUUUGAGCUCUCAGUAUUUGCACAAAACUUGAUAAGGCUUGUUACGAAAUUUCAAAGAUUGACAAGUCACGUGUGUUACCUCUCUAAUGUUAUUGUAUAUGAAGUGCGUAUGAGGGUUAUUUAAGGAGACUUUGCCUUUAAGAUCAUUUAAGGAUUGCAUGUAUAUCCCUUCACCCAAAGGUAAUUAACAUGGCACCAGUUAUUGUGUGGUAAAUGUGUCAAAGAAACUGUACAAACACGAGGGGAAAGAAAAAUACCAGAUGACUUUAAAUAGCUCUAAUGUUACAUACAGACUGGGGGGUUGUACAAGCCUCAUUCUGAGAUCCCUUUCUUUCUUUCACAUUUUUUUUUCUUCGCUUUUGUUGAUUCACUGUUGUUUCUCAGCAAACUUUUAAUAUACAAACUUUGGUGCUGGUCCCUGUCACAGAAACUGGGGAAAUUGAGCCUCAGCCAGGGAUUUAGCGCCUUCGCAAUCUGUCUCUCUUCAGGCAGCAUUUCAUUCAUCUGAAAUUUUCUCCUGAAAUUUUUGGCUGCAAGUUCAAGAGGUUUUGAAAAGAAGUUAGAGGAAGGGAAAGUCUGUUAUGAAGUUCUGCGUUUUAUCAAAGACGACUCGCAAAACUAAAGCUUCAGUAAUAGCGCUUUAAAAGGCAGACAUUUUGAAAGACAGUUUUGUUGUGACUUAAUGAAAAAGCAGCACUACCCAUGGGCUUUUGUAAUCACAUUUCAGACCCCCCGAACUGCAUAUAUAGAGGACGGAGAAAAAAAAGAAGCUUUAGUCUUUGUAUUAAAUUAUUCAAAUAUGCAAAACAUUUCAAAGAGGGACGAGGGAGAUGCUGGUAAAUGAUAGAAAGGUUUAAUCAUUCCUUAUCUUCUGAGUGCCCAGUGAAACACUCCUCGGUUGUAGCCAGCUUCAGUUUGAUGUGGAUUGACCAGAUGUUCUAUUAAUUAUGGAUAUGAUGAAUGCUUGGAGGAAAUCUCAGUUAAUGACAAUGUUCUUAAGAUGAUGUGAUGAGACGGAUCCUCCACCUCUCCAUUUUCUAAAACUGCUUUUCAGCCGUUCCUCACCUGCUCAUGCUUCAUAAGAACAGCUGCAGAUACAAACUACCUUUAGUUUUCACAACAUUUCAGAGUCAUCAUGCCAUAACAGUGAAAUAAGGGUGAGAGUUUGAUUUGACUAUAGACAGGGGAAUGAAGGACAUAGUAUAAUUAAUAAGGUUAACAGGGUAGGAAUCUCUUGAUUUAGACGGGUACAUAAAUGGGUGUAGAAACCGUCAGCGGCCAUUUUCAGGAUAGCUGUCAGCUCACAGCAGAAACAGUAGACAUUUAGAAACGGAGCAGUUCCCACAGCUUGCUGCUGGAUAAGCUCUUAUCUACCCGAUUGCUCCUCAGCCUACGGAAUAUCUUCACAAAAUAAACACAGCUGUUACUUUCUGCUAUCUGUGAUUAUUUCUGACAUAUAAAUGUUGUAUAUACAGAACAUUUUUAUACAUUUGGUAACAUGAUUUAUCUGUUCCCGUGUGCAUUUUCUUUCACUCCAGUUUUGUUUUUUAAGGAAUACUCGGCAAGGUAUAUUUCACCACAAAAAGCCAUGUGCAUUUAAGAGAGUCUGUGCGAUUCUAUACGAGCUUACAGCCAUACUCGCAUCGCUGUUCCAGUUUAGCUUCAUCAUGGUGAAAAGGUUCCACUUCAAACCAACUUGUACAGUCUACACUAGCACACACUCACUCCUCUAGGCCUUACUGUAUAUAUGUGAGUGUUCUAUAUUAUAUAUGAGCCCUUUCAGCAUUGUUCAAUUCAGCUGCAGAGCUCCAACUUGACUGAAGGCCAUCCAGUGUUCACAGAAUAAAGACGUGCUUAAUGAAAUGCUCAAACUCUCGGAUCAGAUGCUCAGACCGGGUUCAGGGCCAAAAGCAGCAGAAGGCCCACACACACACACACACACACACACACACACACACUUUACACAAGGUAACUGACCUUUAUGACUGUGUCAUACAUAAAUACGUGACACAAUGCCAUUAUGAUACUGAAUGUUAUCAAUGACUCACAAAGACACGUUGCAGCAAAUCAUCCGUGGAGUCGGUCACACUUGACCCCCCGUUUAAAUGCAAUCUGUGAGGGGAAAUGAAGGAAGAUUGAUCAUUACUUGUUACAUACUUGGUCCACUUGUCUUAUUGAUGUUCUCUUGCUAAAACGAGGGGAGAAUUAGUGAAUGAUAGAAUGAAGGAGGAACUAUUGCACUGCUGUAGUCCACCACUGUCUCCUGGCUGCCAACAACGGCUCCCCUGCCUCUCUGACUGGUGUUACUUAAAGGACACUUGGUCUCACUCGGGACACUGCCUGACCGUGGACACACACAUGACGGGAGGCUCCAGCAGAAGCCAGACUUUUGCUCUGCUGUGGCCAGAACUACAAAGACAGACAGACAGGCAGCAGUGUUUGAUACGAGUUCUCCCACAACUGCUCAAGUCCAAGUGUACAUAAUGUAGUAUUUGCUUGAAGCUAAACAGACCAAGUUAGGCAAACUGUACCUGUACAAUUGGAGCUUUUUGCAUGUGUCUUUUUAUAAUGGACAGAUGAGUUCUAUUACAGUAACCAUACAACAUUUUAAAAUGUGUCGCAGCCCGCAUGACCGAGGUUGCAAUCCAGAGGGGAUUCUGGUGUACCAUACUCACAUAGUUUCAAACGGAGAACAAAAAAGAACAAAAAAAAAAAAAGCUGAAAAAAUUAUUGCACAGUUAUCAAGUCAAAAGACAUUUUUGUAAAUUGUCAACAGCACAAAUAUUUUGUAUUGUUGUUUGUACCAUUUUGUAAGAAAAUGAAGAAAAAUAGCAAAAAAAAAAAAGGGAAAGAAUCUGUUGUUUCAAGCGUGUGUUUAUAGUGCCACUGCAAUCUUGGUUUCCAAAUACAGUAAAGUAAAUGCGCAGCCUUGCAGAUCAACCUUGUAAAAUAGAAGCUGAGCUGGAGACUCCCUGUCAGCACCAUGUGUUAUAAAUAAAAU